AUGGUCGUCAAGAGUCUGCGCGGCAAGUCGAAUGCCAGUGCGCGUUGGGUGCGUCGACAGUGGAGCGACCCCGUGGUCAAACAGGCCCAACGCGAAGGGCUUCGCUCGCGCGCAGCAAUUAAACUGCGCCAACUGAAUGACCGGUUCCAGCUACUGAAACGCGGCGACGUCGUGCUGGACUUGGGCGCAGCGCCCGGCGGCUGGAGCCAAGUGGCUGUCGAAGCUACUGCCCGAACGAGCAAGAAGCAGCCACAGGGUGCAAGUCGGGAGUCCCUUCCGCGAGUCGUGGCCGUGGACCUCAAAGCCUUUGACCCCGUGGAAGGCGCCGUCAUUGUCGUGGGUGACUUUCGCCAAGCAGCAGUGCGGACACAGCUGAGCAAAGCUCUGGGCGGCCGCAAGGCCGACGUGGUGCUAAGUGACAUGGCGCCGUCGUUUUCGGGCACGUUUCUCACGGACAGCCACGCGCAGUUGCGGUUGUGCCACAACGCGCUCCAGAUGGCCGAGCUCUACUUGCGUCCAGGAGGGAACUUUGUGACCAAGAUCUUGCGCUGCGAAGAGUCUGAAGACUUUCGGGCCGAGCUUAAGUUGGCAUUUGACGUUGUGAAAGCCAUGAAGCCAUCGGCGUCGAGACCCGAGUCCACCGAGAUGUUCCUGGUGGCCAAAGGGUUCAACAAGUGCAUUGCGAGUAGUCGUAGUAACCUGCCAGAGCAAGGAGAGAGGUAG
Hyaloperonospora brassicae is the source of this 723-nucleotide messenger RNA. The record is from the annotation of a GenBank genome assembly. Lineage: Eukaryota; Oomycota; Peronosporomycetes; Peronosporales; Peronosporaceae.